This is a messenger RNA of Plasmodium gonderi, 3975 nucleotides long. RefSeq lists its product as hypothetical. The transcript has a single exon. Gene Ontology annotation, molecular function: protein phosphatase regulator activity; protein phosphatase binding. NCBI's taxonomy places the organism in Eukaryota, Apicomplexa, Aconoidasida, Haemosporida, Plasmodiidae. The record is from RefSeq and is a predicted model, not a curated record. Bases 1 to 3975 code for a protein of 1324 amino acids.
AUGGACAAUGGUCUCUACUGGAAACUCAAAAAUGAUUGCCUAUCCCUGGAAGUUAUUAAACAUAUCGAGUCGAACGAUAUAGAAGGUCUUUUGAAUUAUGAAGGUUUAAUACAAGAAAUAAAAACGGAAAAUUGUGAAUUGAUUAAUUUUUUAGCAAGAGAAGAGAAUUUACGUAAAAUAAUUAAAUACAUAACGGAGGAAUCUAAUGAAAAAAAUAAUUAUGACAAGUCUUAUAAAUUUCCAUACAAAUGUCAUCAAAUAUUGAAUUCAGAAAAUAAGGUAAUAAUGGAUUCACUAGUAUAUAAUGAAAAAUUAAUGAAAUUGUUUUGGAGUUUUAUACUAAAAAAAAAUCAACUGAACGAAGUUUUAUCAGGAUAUUUUAGCCGAUGUGCCAUAACAAUAUAUAAUAAAUAUACAAAAGAGGUGGUAAAUUUUUUAAAAAAAAAGAAAGAAUUAUAUUUAAAAGGUUUCUUAUAUCAUUUUUAUUCCAGAAAUAUAACUGAAUUAUUUAAAGUUUUAUUAUUUGUAAAAAUGCCAUAUCUAUGUAUAUUUGAUAAUAAAGAUAUUAUGUACUUUAUUUUAAGUAAUUUAAAUGGAAAUUUUUCAGAUCAAAUUUUUAUAAUAUGUGAUAGGGAGGAUAAUAUAACAUGUCUUAUUAGAGAUAUAUUUGUUCGAAAAUCAGAAAUUUAUUAUUUUAAUUAUUUCUUAAUUGAUUUAUCAUCUCAGUUAUCUUUUUCAUAUUUAAUCAAAUGUGUCUUUUCAGAUUGCCCAUACACAAUAUCUGCUGCAAUUACCAUAAUUUCAGAUUUGCUUCAUUACACUGUACUAUCCAAAUCAUACAAUAACAUUGAUUUUUAUGAAUGUUUAGAUUUGUACAAUAAAGAACAAGAUCAAAAAAUGAAACAGUUGAAACAGAUAGAGCAAUGCAAAAACACAAGGAAAAAAAAAAAAAAAAGGAAAUCAAACAAAGUUAUAGAUGAAGAGGAUGUUUACAAUUCUUCCAAAGCUCAUGCUAGUUGCCUUAACCAAGUACGAGAAUCAGAUCAAUCAAUUCUUUUUGGUUCAUCAGGUCCUUCCUAUGGCUCCUGUGAUCAGUAUGGUUUGUGUACAUCCGAUUACACAAAUACAUCUAAUGUUCUUAUUUCAUCUGAUAUUGGAAUCACAUGUAGAAAUUACUCUCACCCCAUUGCAUCUGCUGGUGGUGCAGAUACCGGUGAAGAAGAAAAGAGAGAAAUCGAAAAAAGUGAAAUUGAGAGAGAAAAAGGAGGUGGAGGAGGAGGAAGAAGAAGAAGCAAUGGGGGAGAAGUAGCUAGCCAAGGAGACUGUGAAACGGAGAAUCAAGAUCUACAAGGAAUAGACCAAGGGCCAAGUCACAUGAACAAGAAAAUAGAAGAUGAAACGAAGGAAAUUGAGACAAAUAUCAUUAUGGAUAGUGUGCAAGACAGAGAAAUUCCAGAUGUAGAGAAGGAGAAAAUGUAUAAAACUUUUCACGCAGGAACAGAAGAAGAAAUUAACAAGACCAAAUUCGAAUCUGAAGCAAGUGCAUCGUUUGGAAAAGCUUUUGACAUGUGUCUCGGAUUGCACCCGGAUGUGCAUCACCAAGGGGAAUGCGAUCAUUCAGGGGAGAAAAAUAACAUGAACAAAGGCUUACCAACAAAUGAAAAUUGUGCAAGGGAGGAUGGUGAUGGGAGAGACGAUGACUGGAGAGAUGGUGAAUGGAGAGAUGGUGAAUGGAGAGAUGGUGAUUGGAGAGAUGGUGAAUGGAGAGAUGGUGAAUGGAGAGGUGGUGAUUGGAGAGAUGGAUACCAUGAGAGAAGUGAAGAACUUCCGAAUCAUAACAUUCCAAAUUCUGAGAUCACUUCCAAAGGAGGGGGAAACAAUAUGUUGUGCAUGAACGAGAAUUCUGAGGAAAAUAAAAGAAACGGAGAAUCGAUGCAUGUGCAUGAAGGUUCGUUAUCCUAUUACUAUAUGUCUAUGAAUGCAAAUCAGGGAGAAGAGACAAAUGUACAAAUUGGAUCCAACCAAAUGAAUAACCAUAAUACACAUGUAGAAUCGAAUUUAGAUUCGUAUCAUUCAGAAAUAUCGAACAUGCACAUAUUUAAUAACAAUAAACAGUGUGUCGAGAAUUUGAACAAUUGCUCGAAGUACAACAGUAAGGAAGCAAAAAUUGAAAGAAAUAGUGACAAUGAGAAUUGCUUAUCAUACGGGUCGGACGUAUCUUCAUCAGAAUCAUCAGAUGAUGAAAAUUUCGAUCAUUUGAAGAAAAUAAAAUUCGAAGAUGUGCUAAAUAGAAUGAAAAGAAUCGCAAGCAGUAGAGUGCAUGUGAAGGAAGACCAAGAAGAAAUUUCUUCAGAUUUACUAGUAGACGAUGUAUCAUUACAAAUGUGUGGUGUGGGAGGAAUCAUUAGCUGUAGUUCGUUGAACUUUGCUCAAAGUAAGGAAAAGAAAAAAAUAAAAGAAGAUAUUUUUGGAAUAGAAUCGAACAGCUGCUCAGGAAAUGUGAUAAAUGGAAAUACAAACGAAGAAGACACAUUUCAAAUAUUCGAAAAAGAAAAAGAAGGAGAUAUAAAUAUACCACUAAACAAGUGGGUAGAAUAUCUUGAGAAUAGCACCUUUAUAGAUAUAUGUUUUUUUAAUUACAUAAAAGAUAUUAUGAAACUAUAUAUUAAAAAUAUAAAUAAAAAUAAGAAUAAAAAUAUCCUAGGAUUUACAACUUUAGAAAUUAUUCAAUUAAUAAAAACGUUGAUAAAAACCAAGUCGAAAAACAUUUUGACAGAAAUAAUUGAUGAAGGGUUUUUCGAUAUAUCCAUUGAUAUAUUUUUUAAAUAUAAAUGGAAUAAUUUAUUGCACAUAUCUGUAUGUGAUUUAUUACAAACUAUUAUAUUUAAAGAAAACGAAUAUUCCUAUCUCUUAUAUUAUAUAUUAGCUUUGACUACAUUUUUACCCAAGUGCUUAAGAUAUUUUGAUGCUGUAAGAAGAUGUCGAAACAUUAAAAAUAAAAAAAAAAGAAAAAAAUUCGAAAAUUUAAUUGAUUGUGGAUACAAAGCACAUUUACUUCAUAUUUGCCAAAUCUUGAGCAACAAAUCUUUAGAAAUUAAAUGGCUUUCAAACUUCUUAGUUACUGUUUCUGGAUGGAAUGAUAUAAUUAUUGAAGAACUGAACCAUUAUUCUCUAUAUUUCAAUGAUGUUAAUUAUGGGGAUGAAAAAAGGGCAGAAGAGGAGAGGGAGGAGGUAGCUCACCAUCAUCCUGAUGAUGAUAUACUGUCAAAUAAUUUGUGCAAUCCAGCAGAUAAUAAUCUGAUGUUACAUCACCAUCUUAAUAAUACUGGAGAGUUGAACAAUCGUGAGAAUAUUACAAAUGAUAAUGUCAAUGGAAAUAGUGAUAGAUGUAUGAAUCGAAAUUACCAUUAUGAUGAUGAAGAGGAGGAAGAAGAAGAAGAAGAAGAAGAGGAAGAAGAUGAAGAGGAGAUCCAAAACAAUCACAAUAGAAGAAAGGGAUUAAUCAUCCAGAAUAAUGAUGAAAAUGAGGUAGGAAUUAAUAACCACGAAAAUAACAAUAAUAACUGUUUUAGUAACUAUGCAAAUGUUAUUGACAUACUGUUUGAUGAAAAUAAGAAUGAUUACAUCAAGUAUGAAGAUGAUUACCAUGAAAACAACGACAGCUAUAACCUAAGUUCGAAUUGCAAUUUUAGCAACAAUAACAAUUCUGGAUCAGAUAAUGGAAAUAAUUUCAAAGGUAAUUAUGACAAUCCAAGUGAAUAUGACCCGAGAGACAAUUACCACGGCGAUUACAAUGUGCAUGAAGGUGAAAAUUACAGUGAACAUUCUAAUAUGCACCCGAACGAGAACCCGAACGAGAACCCGAAUGAAAACCCGAAUGAAAACCCGAAUGAGCACCUUAAUGUGCACCUUAAUGUGCACUCGAAUGAACAUCAUCAGGGAAAUGACCACUUCUCAGGCCCCACGAAUAUUUAA